GCAGUGCACUGGAGGUGUGAGCUGUGCUGUCAGGGAACAGGGCAGUGCUUUUCAUGAUACUAUCUGUCUGCCCACACGUAAAUAUCGUCUAUGGUCCAGAUAUAUUCAUUAUACUGGUCUGUGAAUAUAAUGACGGUGACAUGUCCACACGUGAGUGGCAUGAUCAUAACAUCUCUCUCGGUUUGUACUACCCACUCGUGACUCCCCGGUGAGGGGGGCUGCACAACCAGAAGCUGAGGUCUGAAGGCCUUUGUGCUCAAACUUUACGCAAAGGCACUGGGGCUGGUCACUAAAAUAGUGAAGCAGUGAUGGGGGACAGUGCGGGUCUGCAGUUCGUGAGCUCCUUUGCCUUUGAGGCCAUGCAGAAGGUGGAUGUUGUGAGGUUAGCGGCUCUCAGUGACCCGGAGCUGAGGCUGCUACUGCCCUGUCUCGUGAGGAUGGCUCUGUGUGCCCCCGCAGACCAGAGCCAAACGUGGGCACAGGACAAGAAGCUCAUCCUCCGCCUGCUCUCAGGAGUGGAGGCUGUCAACUCAAUAGUUGCUCUGCUGUCUGUGGACUUUCAUGCUUUGGAGCAGGAUGCACGAAAAGAACAACAAUUGAGACACAAAGCUGGUGGCUCCAAUGGGGAAAGCAUUCUGGUGUCACAGCUACAACAUGGUUUGACCUUGGAGUUUGAACACAGUGAUCCACUUAGGAGACUUCGACUGGCCCUAAGUGAACUUUUGGUAAUCAUGAAUAAGGUGGCAGAUUCAAAUGGAGAGUUUUUCUUGAAGCCCUCAGAAUUGUUUGAAAGUCCUGUUUACUUGGAGGAAGUUGCAGAUGUUCUUUGCAUUCUGCAAGCAGAACUUCCAUCAUUACUACCGAUAGCGGAUGUGGCCGAAGCUUUGCUACAUGUUCGUAAUGGUGACUGGUUUUUGUGUCUGCUGGUAGCUAAUGUUCCUGACAGCUUCAAUGAAGUUUGCAGAGGUCUAAUAAAAAAUGGUGAGCGUCAGGAUGAGGAGAGCGUUGGAGGCCGCCGUAGAACUGAAGCUUUAAGACAACUGUGUCAGAUGAACCCAUCUCAAGCCCUCAACAUCCGAGCCAUGGUGGUGGAGGAGUGUCAUUUACCUGGUCUUGGUGUGGCGCUGACUUUAGAUUACAAACCAGAUGCCGGAGAUGAUGCAGUCAGUCCACUUGUUUCUUAUGUCAGUGGUCUGCUUUUGGGUACCAAUGGAAAAGUCCGCACUUGGUUCAGCAUGUUUAUUCGCAAUGGGCAGCAACGUAAAAGGGAGAGCAGCUCUGUGCUGUGGCAGAUGCGCCGCCAGUUGUUGCUGGAGCUCGUGGCCAUCUUGCCUCGCUCCCGCAGUACCCACGUCCCAAAUGACAGAGACAUGGAGGAGAGUGGGAGCUCAGGGCUCAGAGAAGAACACGUGGUGAAGGCCAGUGCUCUGCUGCGCCUUUACUGUGCACUCAUGGGAAUAGCAGGUCUCAGACCCACAGAUGAAGAAUCAGAGCAGCUGCUGCAACUGAUGACCAGUCGCCCUCCAGCCACGCCUGCAGGAGUCCGAUUUGUUUCCCUCUCUUUCUGCAAGCUGCUGGCUUUUCCUACUUUGGUCAGUACCCCUGAGCAGGAGCAGCUCAUGGUUAUGUGGCUCAGUUGGAUGAUAAAAGAAGAGGAGUACUUUGAGAGUGCCGCAGGCGUGUCUGCUUCCUUUGGAGAGAUGCUAUUACUGGUUGCCAUGUAUUUCCAUAGCAACCAGCUCAGCUCUAUUAUUGAAUUGGUGUGCUCUACUUUGGGGAUGAAGAUUGCCAUCAAACCCAGCUCUCUAAGCAAAAUGAAGACCAUAUUUACACAGGAAAUAUUUACAGAACAGGUUGUUACUGCUCAUGCUGUCAGGGUGGCAGUGACCAAUAAUUUAAGUGCCAACAUCACAGGAUUCUUGCCCAUCCACUGUAUUUAUCAGCUGCUUCGGAGCCGUGCCUUCACCAAGCACAAAGUUUCCAUCAAGGACUGGAUCUAUCGGCAGCUUUGUGAGACCACUACCCCGAUUCACACUCAGCUGAUCCCACUCAUCGACGCAUACAUUAACUCCAUCCUCACUCCAGCAUCCAAAGCCAACCCAGAGGCCACCAAUCAGCCAAUCACAGAGCAGGAGAUUCUCAAUGUGUUUCAAAACUCUGCAGGGCUCGCUGAUGGGAGUAGAGGGGCAGGACGGCCACGUUACUCCAUCACAACUCAACUUCUUAUUCUUUAUUACAUCUUGUCUUAUGAGGAGAACCUGUUGGCCAGCACAAAGCAAUUAGCCGCUAUGCAGAGAAAGCCCAAGUCAUAUUCGGCUUCCCUUAUGGACCAAAUUCCCAUCAAGUAUCUGGUUACCCAAGCUCAGGGACUGCAGCAGGAGCUUGGGGGUCUCCAUUCAGCCUUGUUGAGGUUGCUGGCUACAAACUACCCACACCUCUGUCUGGUGGAGGACUGGGUCUGUGAGGAGGAAGUGACUGGAACUCUGCCUUUACUGAGAAAGAUGAUGCUGCCAAGCAACACCUGCAGAUACACGCAGAGCCAGCUUCAUCAGGCUUUCCAGAAGUUACCCUCGAGCAGUCCACGGUUGAUGCGCAUCCUAGAACAGCUCUCUCUACUGCCACCUGCUGAUCUCAUCCCGUACGCAGAGACGCUUACGACCAGUAUGGCGUUGCUGCUGGAACCGUCAGUCCCGCGGAGGAUCGUUCAAACUCUCAACAAGCUGUGGAUGGCCCUCAAUACUGUGAUGCCCCGAAGGUUGUGGGUGAUGACAGUGAACGCUCUCCAGCCUUCAGCCAAACUCCUCCGGCAACAGAGAUACACCCAGAAUGACCUGAUGAUCGACCCUCUCAUCGUCCUCCGCUGUGACCAAAGAGUUUUCAGGUGUCCUCCUUUUAUGGAUAUCGUCCUUCACAUGUUGAAUGGAUACCUGUUGGCCUCCAAAGCAUACCUCCACUGUCACCUAAAGGAGACUGCAGACUUUGACCGGCAGAGUCUGACUGUGUCGAGCCUCGGGGCGCCCGGGCAACCAGACACACCUGAGGUUACGCGAGAGGAGCUCAAGAACGCAUUGCUGGCAGCUCAGGAUAGCGCUGCGGUCCAGAUCCUUCUGGAGGUGUGUUUACCAAACACAGAGGAGCAGCAGUUGGGGGCCAGCACAGAGAGCCUUCUGAAGAGCAUCAGGGACCCUCUGCCUGUGAAAUCCAAAGAGGAGACCCCUGGAGCUAGAGCCAGUGGGAGCACAGAGACAGCAGCAGAGUCAGGCCUGUUCAGUGACCUCAGGGAGGUGCAGUGUCUCAUCUGUUGUCUGUUGCACCAGAUGUUUAUCGCUGAUCCUAACAUUGCCAAGCUCGUCCAUUUUCAGGGUUACCCUCAAGCUCUGCUGCCUCUGACUGUAGCAGGCAUCCCCUCCAUUCAUAUCUGUCUGGACUUUAUCCCAGAGCUCCUGGCACAGCCCCAGCUGGAGAAGCAGAUCUUUGCCAUCCAGUUGCUAUCACAUCUGUGUACACAAUAUGCCCUUCCCAAGUCGCUCAGUGUGGCCCGUUUAGCCAUUAGUGUCAUGGGGACACUUCUCACAGUCCUGACCCAUGCCAAGCGCUUUGCCUUCUUCAUGCCCACACUGCCAUGCCUGGUUGCGUUUUGCCAAGCCUUCCCUCCGCUGUACGAUGAUGUGGCUGCUCUAUUGGUACAGAUCGGACAGGUCUGUGCCUCUGAUGUUGCCACCAAAGCCAGAGACAUCGACCCCCUGAUCGCACGCCUUCAGUACAUGAAAGAGAAACCCCAAGAGGUGAUGGUCUCUGGAGGAGGGUCUUCUAUGACGUCAGCCCAGAGAACAGCAGAGGAACUGGGGGGCUCAGACCCUGACGUGCAGCUGUGCUACUGUGUGGAGGCUACGUUUAUGGACAUCAUCAGCUCCACACUGCACAGACUAUAGACUCAGUACCACAGGUUUCUGACACAUAACCAUUCAUUUAUUCACAAAAAAGUGAAUAAAUAAUUAAUGGUAUUGGUCAGAAUUAGACUAGACUUAAUAAAAGCAAAAUCAUAAUACAGUAAUUACUAAAAUUAAGCCUAAAUUGAUGUAAGAGGGAUACUGGCUAACUAUUCAUGAAAGAGCUUUGGUCAAGUUUAGGUAUUUUUUGUUUUUGUUGUAGCACAUACUUUUGUACAGAAUGAUUAAAUAAUUUUUAAACAAAAAUGGUCAACCAUCCAGACGAUAAUAAAUUAUUACUCUGAUGUUUGAAGGUAAUUGUUUUGUGUAUUGUAUUAUUACACUUUGUAGAAAAUGUAUGUGCUGUUAGUCAAAUUGUAAAUGUAUUUUUCUAAAUAUUCUUUUCUACAGCUGAAGCACACGGCCUUAAAUUGUAGCGCAUUUGUACUUUUGUUGUUUGUAGUAAAACAAGUGUCAUAUA
This is a messenger RNA of Boleophthalmus pectinirostris (great blue-spotted mudskipper), 4410 nucleotides long. RefSeq names its product integrator complex subunit 2 (gene ints2). Gene Ontology annotation, biological process: snRNA 3'-end processing. The record is from RefSeq and is a predicted model, not a curated record. The coding region runs from base 309 to 3932 and encodes 1207 amino acids. Gene Ontology annotation, cellular component: integrator complex. Lineage: Eukaryota; Metazoa; Chordata; Actinopteri; Gobiiformes; Gobiidae. The transcript has 25 exons.